AUGAGUCGGUCUAACGAGAACAAUGAAAAAACUGACGAAGUUGAGAAAGCGAUCGAAGAGCUCAAAAACUUAAAAACUUUUGAUGAUGAGAAGUCUCGUGAAGGAACUUCUGGAGCUGUACCGCAACCAGUGAUUGAAGUUAAUGAGAUAGCUCCUGAUGAGAAACAACCUAAUGAACCAACUCCUGAUGUUGGUCUGAGUGCUAGUCCAGGUGGAUCUGAGAAAUCGAAAGAAGAAGUCAACUGCCUCAGUGUAACUCAGCCAACAACUUCUGAGCGGAAACCAUCAAGAAAUUUGGAGGAUAUCGAUAGAACUCUCGACGAACUUCAACAUCUGGCGGACGACGCAUAUAUGACUGCACAACUGGCUCAAGGGAACCAAGCCAAAUUGUUCGAUAAGUUGUUCGAGACAAGUUCAGUGUAUCUGAAAAAGUGUGAAACUGUGCCAGAAGAUCUGACCCAACAACAGUUUUCCGAUGAAGAUGGCAUUCUAGAGGAAAUUGAGGAAGCGGUCAGAGAUGCUGAAGAAAAGCAAUAUGAGCCGAAUCAUGUGAGCGUUGUAUUGGAUACGGAGUGCAGUUCUGAUGAUGACGUCGUUAACGAGCGGUAUCUUGGUCUUGGAAAAGUUGGUCAGUUGAGACUGGAUGAAGGAGGAGAAUCAUCACGAAGUACCGGUGGGCAUCGAGUACGACAACGUGUGUCUAGUAAUGCCACAUUACAUGAUCGACGUUCAAUUAUAUCCGGUCACGAGAGAGCCCGAAGUAAUGAUUCAAGGUCUACUAGCCUGUUCUCAUCUUCAAUUGCUUCGUUCCGUCGACCGAUUUCUCAUUUCUCCAUAGACAACUCUUGCUUUGAUAUCACUGAUCCGCCGACUCAACGUUCCUUGAUGUGUACACCAGUUGAAAAGAUGUUCGUCAAAAACUCUCGCUCAGCACCGGAAAUGCGGGUUCAUGAAACCAAAAUUCAUCCGUUCCUACCAUCACGUUCUCCAUCCAAUGAUGCCACAACAACGACCAGUGAUGUUCCGAGCGUUUCAUCCGAGUUGUCUAUGGAACAACCACCUCAACCAGCUGUAGCUAACUUGAAACUUCGUUUGAGUGAAGGAUUGGCUGAAACCGCUUCUCCAGUGGCAUCUCCAAUUGUGAAACCAAAGAGCCGAAAAGAAAAGAAAACCAAUCAACAAAUGCUCAAAGGGUCGGCCAGUUCUCCCAACAUGAAUUCACAAAAUUUGGUUGUGAAUAUUAUGAAACCAGUAGAUGUGGAGAUAGAGGGUGACAAGCCAAAACUCAACACAAACCGGACAUUUGAAGUUGUGACUGUCAAUAUUGCUAACGUGGAAUUUGUUCGGAAGCCGAAAAAGUCUCUGUACGUGAUGGCCAAGUUUGAUGGAAAGGAUGUGCAUCGUUCUUCGAAGCUUCGAAACGAAAAUCUUGCACACGACUUCUCCGUCGAAACAACCGACUCGUUCUCGAACUUGCAUCUUGUCUUCCUUGAAGGAUCAAAAGCAAAAGUGGCUCGUCCCGUGGGAAAGGUGUCGAUUGCAAGAAAAGAUCUUGAAGUUGGAGCUCCACUCGAACAGACUUUGAAACUGUGCGCCGUGUCCAAGUAUCCUGAUUUCUGUGGUCAAAUUUGUAUUGAUAUCCGUCGUCGGACGGGCUCAUUUUCUUUGAGAGUCGUCGACUACGGUGGAUUGAAACUCAAAGAGAAUCAAUCUCUACUCCUACUCGUGUCCAUAAUCAACAAUUCCAGCGAAGUGGGCAAGCUGUCCAUCGACGCUGACGAAAAGCGAAGCAAGGAAUGGUUAGAAAUGCCAUGUGCUGAAGGAAUGCUCUCGUUAAAAUUGACUCUCUGGCAGGAUCUCCUAAAGGGCAUCAAUUCAGUUUUUCACGGUCAAGUUCGAGUUGACGUGGACGAGAACUGGAAGUCUGGACCAGCUAAGUGGUUCUACUUGCGUGCGAAAACUAAUGAGGAAGGUGAUAGUGGUGAAGAAGGUGGAGAUAUUGGAGAAGUCACUUUAAGAACCACCUAUCAAAUUGAUCAUAUUCUACGCAUGCAAGUGUACAAACCACUUCUCGAUCUCCUCUUCUCGGCUGGAGAUGUUCAACCACUCACGGCAUCACUUGUUGCUGUCAUUGAAGCUCUUCCGAAGGUUGAACUCGGACCAGUAUCCCGUUCUUUGGUUGAACUCAUGGCACAAACGGAUCGUAUUCGUCCAGUUCUCAGCUCUCUCUACGUCAAUAGUAUCUUAAAGUGCCAGGAUGAGAAUACAUUGUUCCGUGGACAAUCUCUUUCUGGAAAGAUGUUGUUCGAGAUCUUGACUACAUUCGGUAAAAUGUAUUUGAUCACUACAUUGAAACCAGUUGUCGAUAAGAUCUACAAGGAGCGUAAGAAUUGCGAAGUUGACCCAGCUAGAGUCGUUGUUGGAGCAUCCUUGGAGAAGAACAGAAACAAUUUGUUGGUCUACUUCCAAAUGUUGUUUGAACGUGUCACAACUAGCUCUUCUGACUGUCCACAUCUUAUCAAACAACUGCUAUAUGACUUGAGAAAUGUUGUUGGAACUCAUAGUGUCCGUCCAGGUGUUCAACGUCUUGCCGUCUCAUCAUUUGUCAUAAUGCGUUUCUUUGCCGCCGCAAUUCUAAAUCCAAAAGCUUUUGAGAUCCGAAAGGACCAACCAGAUCUCCGUGUGUCCAGAACUCUUUUGUUGCUCUCAAAACUUCUUCAAAGAUUGUCGAACUGUAGUGUUAGCGAGGGACCAUUGUCUUCAAAGGAAAUCUGGCUGAAUGGAGUGUUUGAAACAGUGACAAGUGAACAACACAAACUUCUUAUGGCUACCUUCCUUGACAACAUUUCUUUGGUUGGAGAUCGUACUGAACCACCGAAAUGCACAGUUUUUAAGUUCGGAAACCUCCAACAAGUUGACCGAAGCCGUUUGGCCUGGAAAAAAGUACUGCACUACAAGAAGCGUUAUGUCCAACUGACUGAUAGCAAUCUUAUCUGGCAGAAGGAUGUUCAAUGUGCACCAAAGGGGACUAUAUUGUUGUCAGAUAUUAAAUCAGUCACUGUUGAUAACAAGAACAUCAUCACUAUUGCUUGUGAGACUUCUCAAGUUGAAUUCGAAGCACCAGGAGGAGUCGAAGCAAAUGAUUGGUUGAACGCUAUUGAACGACAACGUAACCGUGCAACUCAUGAGACCGCAGAAGAACCAGGAGAGCACUUCUUUGUUGACGCUGAAAGACAUGUGGACAAAAUUCAUAAUCUAUUGUACAAGUAUCGUGAUACAAUGAUUGAAUGGAGAGACCAACUGCAGUCAAAUGCCGAAUUAGAUGAAAAAACUGCACCGGAACUGCUCAAAGCGAGCUAUGUAGCCGAAGGAGAAAGACAAAUGCACAAAGAGUCACUUAUUGCUACCCUCUGUUCCACUAUCGACGUCACGGAUGCCAUUCAACUAGCACAUGAAGAAUACGAGAAAGAGAAUAAAGGUCAAAUAAAGAUGGAGGAAGCUCCAGCGGAGUGCAGUCAAAAACAAACUUGA
Caenorhabditis remanei is the source of this 3531-nucleotide messenger RNA. RefSeq lists its product as uncharacterized. Gene Ontology annotation, biological process: regulation of GTPase activity. The transcript has 19 exons. Bases 1 to 3531 code for a protein of 1176 amino acids. The record is from RefSeq and is a predicted model, not a curated record. NCBI's taxonomy places the organism in Eukaryota, Metazoa, Nematoda, Chromadorea, Rhabditida, Rhabditidae.